GGGCCGGGUCUGCCCGGCGGCAGCGGCGGCGGCAGCGGCGGCGUUGGCAGCCGCCCCGGCCCGCAGCGCAGCGCAGCGCAGCGCGGCUCCCCCCGGGCGCCCGGCCGCCACGGGCUCGGCGGCUCCCCGAGAGGGGGGAAGAUGCUGCCGGGGUCCAUCCAGAUCUCCGGGGAGACGCUGUCGGGGGCGGAGAUCCGGGACAUCUGUGAGAGCCUGCGGGAGAACUCGGUGCGGCUGCUGUCGCUGCGCGGCUGCCAGCUCUCCGAGCGGGACUUCGGGCACGUCUGCCGGGGGGCGGCCGAGUCCCGCUCCCUGGCCCAGCUCAACCUCAACCUGGGCAUCGUCUCCAACAUCAACCGCGUCAAGCAGCUGGCCGAGGCCCUGAAGACAAACCGCUCCGUCCAGUCCCUCUUCCUCCAUGGGAGUCCCUUGACAGACGCAGGCUUGGCCCUCCUCAACCCUGCCCUCUCCAUCCACCCCUCGCUGGUGGCUCUGGAUCUAGGAGACUGCAUGCUGGGUGAUGAAGGCAUCAACCUUAUCUGUGGGCUCCUGCCGCCUGACGGAGCCAAGUCCGGCCUCAAAGAGCUAACGCUGAGCGCUAACCCAGGCGUCACAAGCAAAGGCUGGGGACGCCUGGCCAUUGCAGUGGCUCACAGCUCACAGCUCCGUGUGCUGAACCUGGACUACAACCCCCUAGGUGACCAGGUAGCAGGGAUGCUCGCUGUCGCUGUGGCCUCCAGUCGAACCCUUGAAGUUCUGGACUUGGAGGGAACAGGACUUACCAACCAGUCAGCCCAGACCUUGCUGGACAUGGUAGAGAAUUACCCCACAGCCCUACGGACACUCAUCCUGGCAGAGAACAACAUUAGUCCCGAGCUACAGCAGCAGAUCUCUGACCUGCUCUCGGAGGGUGAGGAAGAGGAAGAGACGGAGGCUCGUGAAGUCACAGCCAGGGAGAAGAACCCCUGGAUCUGCCAGAACAAUUCCAGCUCCCAGAUGGUCCUGAUGACGUCAGGUCUCGGUGACAGCCUCUUAGCAGAGACAGAAAUGUAGCUGGGCUACCCUGCCUGCUUCUGCUGAGAAGAGCACCGUGCCCGCUGGGGAAGUGAGUGUCAUCGAGCACACCCCCCCCCCCCUCCCCACGCCUCCGGUGGGCUGCCCCAGCCGUCUGCUCACACAUUUCACCUCCUGUCGAGGCCUCCCCCGGCUCUGCCUGCCGGAGCCCGGUGGAGUGAAUCUCUACACGCGUCUCGGUGUUGUCACGCACCCCGCCGGCCGCUCCUGCUUGUCCCGUCGCCGCCUGUGUAGCUCCGCUGCCCUGCCUUCCCCCCCGCCUCCGCGCUCGGCUGUGCCCGCCGGCCGCAGGCGGCAUUGAUCCAGAUGUGUCUAAGAGAUGUUCUUUCUAUUGCUUGUCCAGCUGUGGCGAUGGGAGUUAAUUUCUAAAGGUCAGAGACGUGGCACCGCUCCUGGCAGCCCGAGCUCCGCCGCUGCGGCCGGAGCCGGGAGCGCCGGCAGGAGGCAGCAGCCGCCGCCCUCGCCCUCCCUGCGGGGUCUGGCUUCCACCCUGCUGGUCUGCCCGCUCAGCGGCAAACCUGCCGUCCCCCCGGGCCUCCCCUCUGCCCAGGAGGUAGAGGACCAGGCUAGAGCCCGCAGCCGUGUACCCUCUGGUGCCGGCACCAGCGCUGCAGGUUUCACUGCUCAGCCCAGUGCCCCUUGCUGGAGCCAUCGGCAAGGGAGGUCGUGUUUCAAGGCUCGGAUUAGGCUGGCAGAUUAAAUUGUGGCGGCAGCUGCUACUCAAGGGAACACAGGAAAAAAAAAUAUCAUUAAUGAUGGCCACAAAGAAACAAGAAACUCUUCUUGUGUUACACUUUGCGUACACCUAGGUCAGCAGGGCACAAGCAGCAGAACGUGGGAGAUGGAGGAGAGCUCAUCACAACCCUCUGACGGCGGCGGCACCACUCAACAUGAGAAGGACUCCUAGAUGUCCAUAUUGGCAUCCUACAGUCUUGAGAUAUGUCCAACCAACCCCAAUCCUCCCUCCCCACACAAAAUAAAGCCACAAAAUACUGACA
This is a messenger RNA of Apus apus (common swift), 2072 nucleotides long. RefSeq names its product leucine rich repeat containing 73 (gene LRRC73). NCBI's taxonomy places the organism in Eukaryota, Metazoa, Chordata, Aves, Apodiformes, Apodidae. Gene Ontology annotation, molecular function: protein binding. The coding region runs from base 142 to 1053 and encodes 303 amino acids. The transcript is spliced from 6 exons. The record is from RefSeq and is a predicted model, not a curated record.